CACACACAUUCAUACACAUAUAUUCAUAUACACACACACACAUUCAUACACACAUAUUCAUAUACACACGCAGGCACACCUCUCCGUGCUUCCCUGUGCCAAACUAUGGGCUGGAAUUAACAUGCAGUGUACUGCUGCCUCUCCGCCAGUGCAUACUCUCCCAUGGACUUGCUCAGAGACAGGACUGCAGGGACAAACGACCUUCCCCACUGGAAUCCACUCAGCGCUCCCUAACAGCGUGUAUGGAUGAGCUACAGGCAGCCCCUUGAAUGCCAGGGGGUUGGCAUGGCCUCAGGUCAAAGCAGACUGAAAAUGUCCAUGGAUAAAAAUGUGUCUUCGCUCUGCAAUUUCUCCUUCUCUUUCCUGCGGAGGGAAGGCAACAGGACGGCGCUGGAGAUUGCGCCGCAGCAAGUGGCCGUUGGAUCGCUAUUGACUGUCAUUGACCUGAUCACGUUCUUGGGCAACGCCGUCGUUUUCAUUUGCCCGGUGGUAGAAAAGAGACUCCGGACGGUCACGUACAUGUUCAUCAUGUCUCUGGCCAUGGCCGAUCUUCUGGUUGCCUGCCUGGUCAUGCCGUUCAGCAUCAUUUACGAAGUGACGGGAAUGUGGCUCUUUGGCAAACAGUUCUGCAAGGUGUGGAUUUCCUUCGAUGUGAUGUUCUGCACGGCUUCCAUCGUCACCCUGUGCUUCAUCAGCCUGGACAGGUACUGCUCCGUUGUCACCCCCUAUCAUUAUUCCAAGAGGAUGUCACGCCGCAGAUGUAUCAUUAUGACAGUGACUAUAUGGGUUUACUCCUCGCUGAUCUCCUUUCUGCCCGUCAUGCAAGGAUGGAAUGAAAUACCCGGCGUUGAUACUGACAAUGGGAAGCAAUGUAUCUUCGUCACCAACUGGACCUUUGCCAUUGUGGCCUCCUCCUUGGCAUUUUACAUCCCCUUCAUCAUCAUGUGCAGCAUGUACUUCUUCAUUUACCGGGCGUCUCGGCUGAAAGCCACUCGGAUUGUGUCCCAGACGCUGGAUUUGCAUUACCACCCAAACAGUAAACGGCAGAACAACCUGCAACUGGAGAACAAAGCCACCAGGACCAUGGGCAUAAUAAUAUCGGUGUUUGUCAUGUGCUGGCUCCCGUACUUUGUGCUCAACGUUCUGAUAGCCGCAAAGGGCACCGAUUCCACCAGCAGAGUCUUGGUGAACGCUUUCAAGUUCAUCACCUGGUUGGGGUAUUGCAAUUCCACCAUCAAUCCCAUGUUAUAUGCCUUUCUAAAUCGGGACUUCCAAAGGGCUUUGAAGAAAUUGCUGAUCUGCAGGCGCUGGAGGUCCCAGGUGGACAUAGGAGAUGACAUGGUCUCCAUCGUGACAUUUUCUAAGACAGCUCAAGAUCCAGAAUAUAACAUCAAAAUGCCAAUCAGCAACUGUGUGCUUAAGAACAAACCAGCAAUGAAAUGCAACCCUACAACCCACUACUAAUCAAUAACACAAACACCCUAUAGAGCACAUACUCACCUAUAGUUACCUUUCUGUAUCAGCUGAAGGUAUCGCACAACUGCUCUACUGAUUCACACUAAACACAACUAAAUCUCAUAUUUGAACCUU
Molecule: messenger RNA, 1590 nt
Organism: Xenopus tropicalis (tropical clawed frog)
Lineage: Eukaryota; Metazoa; Chordata; Amphibia; Anura; Pipidae
Product: octopamine receptor
Exons: 4
Coding region: 247-1464 (405 amino acids)
Biological process (GO): G protein-coupled receptor signaling pathway; synaptic transmission, dopaminergic; signal transduction
Cellular component (GO): synapse; membrane; plasma membrane
Molecular function (GO): G protein-coupled receptor activity
Source: RefSeq, a predicted model, not a curated record